Messenger RNA from Haliotis rufescens (red abalone), 3628 nucleotides. RefSeq lists its product as uncharacterized. Bases 63 to 1499 code for a protein of 478 amino acids. NCBI's taxonomy places the organism in Eukaryota, Metazoa, Mollusca, Gastropoda, Lepetellida, Haliotidae. The record is from RefSeq and is a predicted model, not a curated record. Gene Ontology annotation, molecular function: zinc ion binding; N-acetylmuramoyl-L-alanine amidase activity. The transcript has 10 exons. Gene Ontology annotation, biological process: peptidoglycan catabolic process.
UGCAACGUCAUGCGACGCGGACCCAGUCUAAGUCAGUACCCAGUCGCCAGCUCCGCGAGAAGAUGCUGUUUACUGUAAUUUCCUUUGCCCUGGUAACAUCAACCCUUGGGUUUACACCUCCUGCCAGUCGCUGCGCAUGCGCAUCAGUGGACACUGCGAUCGAGAGGAACUUCACGGAAACUGGCGAUAACAGUUACGGGACAUUGAGUUCCCCGAGGUGCCUUCCGUACCGCGGUGUUCAGCAGGCUCUCAAUGACGGCCGGAUAUAUGCCCACGUGUCCUAUCAAGGGAUGAGUGCCUGGCUAUUGACAUUUGAUAUCUACAUAAAGAAGUGUAACGAGCCUUUUGAGUGCGUAUGCGCGAAUGCCAAAAUCGACAUAAGAACUACAUACGGAAGCCGAGGUGCGCCAGUAAAGACCUUGACCUCUGGUCAAUGUGUGACCUUGCAGGGGAAGUCGUUCAACUCCAGCGGCAGGAUCUGGGUACAGGUCAAGGUCAACAACAAGACGGGAUGGCUGAAGACGGGUAACCUAUCCUUCCAUAAGAACUGCAGAGGACACAUGACGGAUGGUAUCUCAAAUACACGCAUGACUGGGUGUCCUAAAACUGUGCCACGUGCAGCCUGGAACGGCGGAGCGCCACAUCCACCAAGUGCCGGUCCGAACAAACCUCCCCACGACCCCUCCAGUCAGCACGGACCAAAGGCGGGCGACUGUGAUAAAUGCAUGGGUAGAAGACAUCGUUACCAGGACGACCACAAGGGUGGAGACGAAUCAAUGGACAGUUCUUGCCUGAAAGCUGACGUCACUGAGUCACACGGAGAGAGUCGUGUCCCAUUGGUCGCUCUUCAGGAAGGUGCAAUGCAUGAUGGUAGUGACGGAAUACUUACACCAGCCCAGCGUGGGAGUCAGAUUGAUUUGGUCCAAGAUAAUUUUCUACAUUUAACAGAGGAGGGCAGGUCAGGCGUGUUCGUGCCCAGGUCCCCCACCAUCUUGGCACGUGCUGUGUGGGGGGCACGGCCGGCUGGCCCUGGAGUAGACAGACUGAAGGAGACUCCCCAGUACGUCAUCAUUCACCAUGGAGCCUCGGCAGGAUGCAGCUACAGCCAGGACUGCGUGAGACUGAUGCAGUGCUACCAGAACUUCCAUGUGGACGGACGUGGCUGGUCCGACAUCGGCUACAACUUCGCUAUCGGCGAUGACGGCAACGUGUACGAGGGGCGAGGCUGGGGCGCCGUGGGGGCACACACGUAUGGCUAUAACAGAAUAUCUGUUGGAAUCGCUUUCAUUGGCAAGUUCAAUGACCGGGAGCCAAGCCAAGCCGCCCUUGACGCACUCAUGACACUGCUUACUUACGGCGUCCGCUACGGCGAACUGUCGCCGUCGUACACGUUGCUAGGACGUCGUGACGUAGGUUAUCCGACAGAAUCCCCCGGAGACAGACUGUAUAAGAUCAUCCGUGGCUGGAAGCACUACAACAACACCGUCAUCUACGUCUGAAUGACGCCGGGUUGCCGUUGGUCUGGUCGUCUAAGGCGCGUUUCUCUUCUAUGUGUGAGAUACCUUUGAUUGCCCUUUCGAACACCCGAAUCGACCUGAUAAUGUUUGUACGACUGUCUGGUCCAGAAUUGAAUAUUAUCAGGCCGCCGUCAUAUAGUCUCCGGUUGGUUUCUGUAAUUUUAGAUGUUUACUGUAGUAAUGUGUGUUGUCUGCUUUAGUACAUAACUUUAUCUGCAUAAGUUUGUGCAGAAAGUGAGACUUUUAUAAAACAUUAUCUCUCUCAUAUAAAUUAAAUAUUACCGAGUGCAGCGUUCAGCUACCAACACACAAACAAAUGCAAAACAUGAACUAAACUGAUACAAUUUGACAUCUUUACGACAUGCUUUUUCUGUUUGAGAUUUUUUGCAAUAUAUAUCAUGUUCUCUUGUUUUUUUCUAUAUGGAACAUUGUUUGGAACCACACGUCUUCAGAGAUGUAACAGGAACAUAUUAAUGUUUUAUCAAUGUAAGAUUGUUUUGAAAGAACAUAUCAUUAACAUUUCUUGUAGGAUCUUUUUCCUAUGCUUUUGGCAUGCUUUUCAUGACGUCGCACAGAACAAAGAUCAAUUCUCUUGCAGUGCAUACCUGCUUCAUAUCAACGAAUGGUAUUUUUCAGUUUUGCAUUUCACUUACAACGACGAAGUUUUAAUAUGUCUAAUUUGAUUAAUUUCUUGUGUGGUUUUCUCCGUGAACACAUCUUUGCCAUCACACCAUUGCAGCAUGACUCGGUGCAUGACUGGUCUAUUCCCAUGAUCGCAGUGGACCAUUUAUACCUAACACAGCGGUCACUGGCGACUUCAUCCGGCUGACAGCUUACAACACAUACCCAGUGUGACCCUCCACAAAAAAAGGUUUCAUCCUUAUCUGUUGAUUAUCAAUGCGAUGUCGAUAAUGCAAACUAAAUAAGAUAAAAAAAAUUUUUUUUUUAAAUUCUUAAAAUUUCGACACAAACUUCGGCGAAUUCGACUGAAGCACAAAAAACGCAUCAAUGACUUUCGGGCAAGAAAGUAGUCCGUCAUAAUCUGACCUCAGAUCAUCGCCAUGGCGCAGCCAAUCACGGGCCUGGAAUUGUGUCUCUGACCACAGUUAUCAGUUGGUAACAGUUAUCGCAAAUGAGUUCCUCACCUGCAGGUGUGUGAACGUGUAUAAGAACCCUUAUGUUUUACCGCCGUGAUAUUGCUGGAAUAAAGCCAAAAGCGGCGUAAAAUUACAUGCAAUCACGUACCCAGUUCACUGUAGAAGGUCUUUUUCAAAUCUGUUUUUUACAUUUAGAUUACGUGUGUAUGGUAUAAAUACAACAAAUAUUGUGUAAUUACCACGUUCUCUACUGUACUCGUUUGUUGUCAUGUGUGAUGAAGAAGGUUGUUUUGUUUUGAACCCGAAUUGUUGGUAAGUGCGGAUAGUGUUCUCUUGUUAACCAAAUGCAUCCGAGUUUUUAAUCAAAAAUCGCUACAAGGUGGUAUUAUUAAAUUAGGGGUGUGUUCGUUAUAAUUCCUUGGCCGUUGGGGUAGCUUUGGGGGUUCGAUUCAUGGUUACACGUGUGAAGCCCAUUUCUGGUGCCCCCGGCCGUGUUAUUGCUGGAAUAUUUCACAAAUCGGCGUAAAACCAUACUCACUUUGAUCACUAAAUCACUCAUUGCAAUUCCUGCAAUCCUCUUGCAUUCAUUUCCCAGGCGGGGACAGGGGUGGCACAGUCGUCUAAGGCCCCACGAUUCACUGUGCAGAGUUGCGUCCCUUGGGCACGCCAGAAACCUAUGAUUGUGGAUUCGAAUCCCGGUUCACCCCAAUUAUGUUUCUAGGUUUGUCAGCACCACACCCGUGCUCGUCGGUUUUACCGAAACGGUAAACGUCUGAGACCUGCAUCUCUUCGGGCCUUCCCCCCACAUUAAGUUGACACGCCGUGAUAUAACUGGAAUACUGUUAAAAGCGGCGUUAAACCCAACUCACUCGCUCAUUCAUUUCCAAGGCCCACCGGGACGGACUACUUUUCCAAUGACGGAAUGUUUGGGAUCCAAAUGCAAGGGAACUUGACUCCUCCUUUCUUCCUUCAUCCUAUUUUUUUUAUUUGAUUUAAUAAAGAAAUAUAUGACGA